Lathyrus sativus (Indian pea) is the source of this 726-nucleotide messenger RNA. The record is from the annotation of a GenBank genome assembly. NCBI's taxonomy places the organism in Eukaryota, Viridiplantae, Streptophyta, Magnoliopsida, Fabales, Fabaceae.
AUGUCCAGAGAAAGGGAGAGAUUUGAUGAGAUAGGAAAGAAGAUCAAAAGGGAAGGAGAUCAUCAUCAUCAUCAUGUUUCAAAUUCUUGUCCUCAGGUGGGAAGAAGACAUAUGUUAGGUCCACCAGGAACCCUAAAUACUAUAACCCCUUGUGCAGCAUGUAAGCUUUUAAGAAGAAGAUGUGCUCAAGAAUGUCCUUUUUCUCCCUAUUUCUCCCCUCAUGAACCUCAGAAAUUUGCUUCUGUUCACAAAGUUUUUGGUGCCAGCAAUGUCUCCAAGAUGCUAAUGGAGGUAGCAGAAUGUUCUAGAGCAGAUGCAGCAAAUAGUCUUGUUUAUGAAGCAAAUGUGAGACUAAGAGAUCCAGUUUAUGGAUGCAUGGGUGCAAUUUCAGCAUUGCAACAACAGGUUCAAUCUUUACAAAGUGAACUCAAUGUAUUAAGAGGUGAAAUACUUAAAUACAAAUUAAGAGAAGCAGCUAACAUCAACAUGAAUAACAUGAAUAAUAUGAAUAUGAAUAUGAAUAUGCUACCAGCUUCUUCUCAUCAUGUUCCAAUGCUCCCUUCUAAUUCUGCUGCUGUUUCAAUUGCUGCUCCACCGCCGCCGCCUCCUCCUCCUCCUCUUCCUCCUACAACCUCUAAUUCCUCUUCUUCUAUAUACUAUCACCAGAGAGAUCCCAACAACUAUACCAGAAUUUCAAGUGAUGAUAAUAUUUCAUAUUUUGGUUAA